AUGCACGGGCGGCAGGGUGCUGAUGAGCUGGAUGCAGCUGUAGCUGCGGAGCAGUUUCGGCAUGAGGAAUCGGGGACUGAGCCUUGCGCUGUUUGCGGCGGCCCGACAGUCCUUUGCUGCUCCGGCUGCGAAGAAGUCUUCUACUGCUCCGUGAAUUGCCAGCAGAAGGACUGGGCUUCGCACCGGCUUCAUUGCCACCGUCGCGCGGACCAAGUGGCACAACAGGUCAAGUCUUCGCUGGCGAUCGUCCCUACUGAGCCCAAGGAGACACCACCACACAAGCGAGAGAUUGUCCUGGCAGGCAAAGAGCAUGCCAUCAAAGGGGCCGAGGAGAAGCGCGAGCAGCUACGGUCGGCGGCCGUGGCAGCAGCUCGCGACCGGCGCUACAUGGAGGUGUUGGACUCGGCGAUGCAAGCCUACCAGAUGGGCGCCUCGGAGAGCCGGCGGAAGACGGCAGGGGAGCCGGAUGUGGAUCUCAACCAACUGGUCGAGGCUUUGAAUGUGCGAGCUGCAGACUCCUGUGCUUGGGACACCAACCGUCUCCUCUUGCGAGACUUGCUUCUGCGCAAGCCGCAAGGGCACAUUGCAGCCAGACUCUUGGACCGCUUCGGCCACAUGGUGCAAGCGAUACCCAAACUGGGAAGAAGACACCUAAACGAGUUCAGAGAGAACCUGCAGGCAACGGACCACAUCUUACACAUCCUGGUCUCUGCGGACGGUCAGAGUUUAGCCCUGAAGGCCAAGCUCGCCUAUGACCCGCUCUACAUCCUCGUGCCCGUCCUGGAGGGCGAGACGAAGCCUCCAUGGAACAAGAAGGAGUUCGCGAAUGUCUGCAAUGCCAUCCACAGUGCCGCGUGGUGA
Symbiodinium sp. CCMP2592 is the source of this 861-nucleotide messenger RNA. The record is from the annotation of a GenBank genome assembly. NCBI's taxonomy places the organism in Eukaryota, Dinophyceae, Suessiales, Symbiodiniaceae.